AUGGCCGAGACAUUUGACAGAGGAGUCAAACUUUCCAACAACCAUGCUAGGGACGACUAUAACCAUGCCACUGAUUCGCAGUACAAGAAUUUGCGUGCCAAGGCAGACGAAUAUUAUAAAAAGCGCAAUACUUUGAGUCAACAGUCUCAAGCUGCAUACAAGCUGGGCGACGGUGAAAAAGCUCAUGAGUUGAGCGUGCAGCUGAAAAAUGCCUUGAGUCAAGCCGAGCAUUACAGUCAGCAGGCUGCCGAGUAUGUGUUUAGAGAGAACAACACCGACUCCGCUGCCGAUGAGAUUGAUUUGCAUGGGCUUUACGUGAAGGAGGCCGAGUGGAUCUUGAAGAGACGUCUCGAACAAGCCGCUGCCACGAAUCAAAAUCACUUGAAGGUUAUUGUUGGCAAGGGGUUGCACUCGUCCAACGGCAUUGCCAAGUUGAAACCCUCUGUUGAUCAGCUUUGCAGUGAGGCUCAGUUGAAACAUUAUGUUGAUCCCAAGAACAGCGGAGUUAUUGUGAUUGAACUCGCAGGCGCCAACGGCUCUCACAUGUCGAAUCAAUGGGGCCAGGGAGGCAUCAUGCAUCCUCAACAAGCUUAUCCUUCGAGCUCAGGGCCACAUGUGGAGCAGCAACAACCACAUUACCAGCAACAGCCACAUUACCAGCAACAACAACCACAUUACCAACAACAGCAAGCUGGAUUUGCUGAAGGUCCCAAAACUGGCAUUCCAUGCGUUGACGUUCCUCUCAAGUUAUUGUUCAGUUGCAUUCGUUCUAGCUAG
This is a messenger RNA of Lodderomyces beijingensis, 777 nucleotides long. NCBI's taxonomy places the organism in Eukaryota, Fungi, Ascomycota, Pichiomycetes, Serinales, Debaryomycetaceae. The record is from the annotation of a GenBank genome assembly.